Molecule: messenger RNA, 831 nt
Organism: Pristis pectinata (smalltooth sawfish)
Lineage: Eukaryota; Metazoa; Chordata; Chondrichthyes; Rhinopristiformes; Pristidae
Gene: myod1
Product: myogenic differentiation 1
Exons: 4
Coding region: 1-831 (276 amino acids)
Biological process (GO): positive regulation of myoblast differentiation; regulation of transcription by RNA polymerase II; muscle organ development
Molecular function (GO): DNA-binding transcription factor activity, RNA polymerase II-specific; protein dimerization activity; RNA polymerase II cis-regulatory region sequence-specific DNA binding
Source: RefSeq, a predicted model, not a curated record
AUGGAGCUAACGGACACCUCUCUCUGCUCCUUCUCGUCUGCUGAUGACUUCUAUGAUGAUCCCUGCUUCUCGACUUCAGACAUCCACUUUUUCGAGGAUCUAGACCCCAGACUGGUCCACGUCGGGCUGCUCAAAGCCGACCAGGUGCCGACCGAGGACGAGCACAUUCGAGCACCCAGUGGACAUCACCAAGCCGGUCGCUGCUUGCUUUGGGCUUGCAAGGCUUGCAAGAGGAAAACGACCAACGCCGACCGCAGGAAAGCGGCCACCAUGAGAGAAAGGAGGCGCCUCAGCAAAGUGAACGAGGCGUUUGAAACGCUCAAGCGGUGCACCUCCACCAACCCGAACCAGAGGCUGCCCAAGGUGGAAAUUCUCAGAAACGCCAUCAGAUACAUCGAGAGCCUGCAAGCCCUCCUGAGAGAGCAGGACGAGAACUAUUUCUCUGUCAUGGAUCAAUACAGUGUCGAUUCAGAUGCCUCAAGCCCACGGUCCAAUUGCUCGGAUGGGAUGUUGGAUUGCAGCGGCCCCACGUGCAGCCGGAGACGCAGCAACUACGACAACACCUACUUCUCGGAGACGCCAAACGCGGAUUCGAAAACUGGUAAAAGUUCCGUUAUCUCAAGCCUGGAUUGUCUUUCCAACAUCGUCGAAAGAAUUUCCACUGACCGGCCGACUUGUCCGGUAAUGAUGGUCCCAGAUGCCACUCUGGCCAGUCCUUCGUCUCCCCGGGAAGGAACCACUUUGAACGAUCCUUCAGCCAUUAUCCCAUCGCCGGACAACUGCACCGGCACUGAAAUCCCGACUGACAACCCUAUCUACCAGGUUUUAUAA